Messenger RNA from Theileria annulata, 5598 nucleotides. Its product is annotated as vesicle trafficking protein (SEC7 homologue), putative. Gene Ontology annotation, molecular function: guanyl-nucleotide exchange factor activity. The record is from RefSeq and is a predicted model, not a curated record. Gene Ontology annotation, biological process: regulation of ARF protein signal transduction. The transcript has 5 exons. Lineage: Eukaryota; Apicomplexa; Aconoidasida; Piroplasmida; Theileriidae. Bases 1 to 5598 code for a protein of 1865 amino acids.
AUGAAGGAGAGACCAGUUUCACAAGAAGAUACUAUAAACCGAAAUAAUACAUAUCGCAACGGAAAUUUAUCAAUUCAAACCAUAAAACAAGAUGCUUAUAACGUUUUGUCAGUUUUAAAAUCAUAUGUAAAUAAUAUCUCCGGAUAUUCAGCAACCUCAAACCUGGUACCUAUACUAGGAACAGAUUUUUCUGUACUAAAAACAAACGAACAAAGAUUAAUUAAAAAGUUCAAAAAAUUGACAUCAGUGUCGGUUACAGAGGAAAGAAAAUAUCUAGAACUCGAACACCUGCAACCAUUUUUCGAAGUCUUUAAAACUUUUGAUACAAGAUAUGUUAAGCUACUUAUAAUAUGCGUUGAAUCGUUGGCCAAUUUGGCGAGGAAUGAUUUGCUUUGUUUUGAAGAGAAGGAUGCCAGUCUAUUGGUGAAUAAGAUAUUUACUGAGGUUUUGAACGUUUUCGCAAACGUACUAGAGCUGAAGGAAGAUUUUCUGUUACUAAAAACAUUCGACUGCUUUGAACACCUAUUUCGCUCAUAUUACGGAAAUCUGAUCACUAACGAAAAUAUGUAUAACUUGCUGAAACUAAUUUUGUCGCUACUGAGUAAUCGAAAUAGGAACGCUUUUUUCAAGAAGGUCUUUUACACAAAAGCGAUAGACUUGUUGUUGAGUGCUUUUGGAAAUACACAAAAAUACGGAGGACAAAAUAAAGAGUUGUAUAGAAGAGUGAAUACAGUGUGUUUGUUCCUGAGUUUGAUGAGCGGAAUCAGCAUAAGAUUUAACUCUCUGGGCUACUACAUCGAGGACUCGUACCUGUGUUUAGGGGACAAGGAUACAAUGCUGGUUUUGAGAUCCCAUCUUACGCCAAUCCUGACUAAUUUGUCAAGUGUUCCGACAAAUUUCUCAGAAUUCGCAGACGAUAUGAGAAGAAUGAGCUUGCUCCUGUUCAACAACGCAAUAGAAUGUAAAAUGCUGGACCUGUCAAACGUAAAUUUGGUCCCAAUUCUGCAGUCGCAUUUCAGCCACUCAUUGUACAAGCUUUUUUUUACAGAGUCAAUCACGCUGUAUUCACUGGUGCUGAGAAGUUUCUGGAAUUUGUACAUUAGUUUUAGAUUCUACUUAAAGUCGCAAGUUGAGUUGUUCCUAAACCACAUGAUAACGUCAGUAAUGAACCAGAUAUCGACAGCAAAAAGGUCGAGGAUAGAUAUACUGGAAAUGAACUUGGAAUUUCUGGAAGAACUCUCCAAAAAUUCAUAUUUGUUGCUUGAGAUGUAUUUGAACUAUGAUUGCGAUGUUAAGUGCUCGAACCUGUUCAACCUCUUCGCCAAGUGCCUGGUUAUGUGCCUGUCAAUAAACAAUGAAAGUGAGUUUAACGCCAAUAAAUUCGACCAUUCGAAGUCGAAGAAGGGGCCGGCUAAAAACAACACGAAAAAGACAACAACACAGUACAAGUCAACGACUAACGCGUCAGAAAACCUGCCGCAACUAAACUUGGAGAUGUUUUCACUGAAUGUGUUGCAGAAUAUAGUUAAAUUUGCCAUUGCAGACCAAACACUUUAUAGUAAUCCGAACCCCAAUAACUGUAGCAAUUACCAAACGUCUAGAGAGGAAGAUGAUAAGAUAAAGGAGAAAAAUUAUAAGGAAACGAUGAUGAAGUGUAGUUUAGAGUUUAAUAAUUCAAAGGCAGACGAGUGGAUAGAAAGUGCUAAAAAUUUAGGAGUACUUUCAAAAUACUGUACUGAAAAUGAAGUGGCAUUAUUUCUUAAAUGCUCACCUGAACUCGACCUUAAAAAGGUAGGAGAAUAUUUGGCAACACAUAAAAACCCUAAAUUCAUGGACAUGGUGAGAGCAAACUUCUGUGAGCUGAACCACUUCUCAGGAGUGCCAAUCGUGAUGGCAAUCAGGACUUUUCUGUCAUCUUUCAGACUACCAGGCGAGUCCCAGCAAAUCGAAAGACUAAUUGAAGCGUUUGCAAAGAUUUACUUCAAGUCGCAGCCACUGGUUAAUGAUCAGGAAUCUGAAGUAUCAAACGCGAAACAUGAAUCCAAAGAUUUAAAUGGAACUAAAACAGAAAAUCCCAGUUUGAUCUCAGAAGAUUCUGAACAGAAUGAGUUAAAGUUGGCAAGAUGGGUGAUACAGGAGGAUUUUUAUCACAAACAUAGACCAAUACAGCAGAAAUGCAGCCAGUUUGAUUUUAGUGGAGAUGACUCUAGUAAUUGCUCAGAUUUGGAAACAUCAGGUAGUUUUGAAGGUUGCACUAACAACCAUAAUCAUUCAGGUGAUGUGGAUAAAACAGAUGAAGCGACAAAUAGCUGCUUUGAUUAUACGAUGGCGUCAAAUUGGACCAAUAACGUUGAUAUGUAUAAGUACUUUUUGUCAAACGAGGUUGAGAGUUUAAUUUGCAGACAAAAUUAUGAAAAGAUAUGCCAAUACCUCAAAAAUACGCCAGUUACGAUGGAAACACAGAGCACAAUUAACGAUAUAAAUAAUAAUGGUGAAACUGAGACUAAUAGAAGUAGUUUUAAUAAUGUGGCGCCAGUAAGUGAGUCUGGGAAACCAACAAACAGCUCAUCGAAUCCAACAUUAAAUAGUCAAGUGGGAAACGAAAAGGUAAAACUCGAACAUAAGCCAGGGUUUGCAUAUAUUCAAGACUAUAAUGCAAUAUUUGUCCUGUGUUACUCAAUUAUAAUGCUUAAUACUGACCUCCACAAUAGCCAAAUAAAGAAUAAAAUGAAGUUGGAAGAUUUUAUAAGGAACAACAGAGGUACAAAUGACGGAAAGAACUUCCCGUCAGAGUUCUUGCAGGACAUUUACAAGACAAUCAAGUAUCACGAAAUCAAGCUUCACUCGAGUCUAACACUAAACAAUUCAACACAUUAUGAACCAUAUCUGUGGUCGGAUUAUGUUCUACCGAGGCAGAAACAGCUAUCGCCAUACGUACAAUUGACAACUACAGAUAAUAUUUAUGAAGUAUCAGAUGAAAAAAUUAGGAAGGAGAAAGCGGGAUUGAUGUUGCUGUCAAAACUGACAGAUGGUGGGUUUAACGCAAAUUUCAGGCUACAUCUGUUUGAAGUGCUCUUGAAUAAUAAAAUCUUGGAGUUUUUAGACCAAUUGUUUUCAUACUGUAGAAACGUACAGCUCUUGAAAAAAACUGUGGAGUUGUUCUGGCUAAUAGUAAGCCUGGCAUUGAAAUAUUCGAGACAUGAUUUAGUAAAUAAAGUGUUCCAACUCCCGAGUAUCGACGUGAGUUAUUCAAUGGGAUACAAGUGCCAAAUAUCAAUUUCAUUUAUUCUGAACAUGUUGGCAGUGUGUUCGGAGUAUUUUGACGAGAGUUCUUGGCAGAAGAUGCUGGACAUUGUGACGGGGUUCUACUGUUUGAACCUCCUUCCGCCGACGUUUGCAGCACUUGACGGCGAUCAUAGACUAUUUGCAUCAAAUACCUACGCAGAUUUAUCAGUUCCAAGUAUCCGCUUCAAGCGCAUAACUGACAAGAAGAGUAACGGCUGGUUGGUUGGCCUGUCAAACCUGAUGGUGUUCACAAAGGGUUCAAGCCCCGAGGCGUUGAAGGCAUUAAACAAGUACAACGUGGAGGGAGAAGAUGCAGAAACUUUCCUGUUCCUGUUCGACGUGCAGGCGAGCUCUGAUGAUCUUGUGCAAAACAAGUUCUUCGACGUAUAUUUGCUGAGGAACAAGUUCAGCCCAGUCUACUCGAGCGAGGACGAAGCAACGAUUAAUAACGUGACAAAAACACUAUCAAGUGAGUCAGACCGAGAAGAAUUGCUACCGCCAAUACUUACAUACAUCAACCUCAGAUUAGCAUUCCUAAACAUAUAUAAGUUGGAUGAUCUAUUCACGGGUGCAAUCCUUACUUGUAACCAUGAUUCUUUCAAGUUAUUUCUGUCUGUGAUAAUGGAUAACAUAUUAUCGCACUCCAGUGACGGUGGGAAGUAUUGUGAUAGAUACAGUGAUGGCGAGAGGGAUAAAGAUGGGUUUGGAAGUAUCUUGGACCCAAAUCACUCGGAAUUGGAUCAAUUCAGAGAUAAUAUAACCUCCAUCUUUAACCUGGGAAUCUUUUCAAGACUAACACUUCUGACUUUAACUAACUCAUAUAAUAACCAAGAUAAUUCGGAUGAUAUAAAUGAGGUUAAUGGAACUAAUGGAAAUGAUAAGAAGAGGAUGGUGUUGACGUAUUUUAUAGAGUUAUUUUACAUAGUUGCUAGGAAAAUGGUAGUGAAGAAUUCAGUGAAAUAUCUGCCAACAAGAGAAGGUUUAUAUCAAUUUUUCAACCUCAGCCUUGAGGAAAGUUUGAAAAGGUUUGAUUCAAAGGUUCCAUUGGAUGAUAAGCUGCCGAAUUAUGUCACAUUUAUAUUGCUUAACCUGGUUUUCUGGUUCAUUGACCAUCAUAACACCCAUCGAGAUUUAGAGUCGCCAAGUAGUAAUAGAUUCAUUGAACAUGGAAACAGUAAAAAUUUGCAGAAUAAUACGGAUAAAACUCAAAAAUUAGUUCCCAAGGAUGGAGCUGAGGUUAUAAUAAAUGUAAGUGGAUGGCUAUUGCAUUUGUUUAUAAAUUUCGAUAAUUCGUUCUUUGGAUUGUAUUUGGAGCCGUUUGAAAAGCUGUUAUAUAACCUGGCAGAUAGCUAUUGCUUGUCGAGAAACGUUUACAUGGUGUCGCUGGUUUUGUGUUCAAUUCAACGCAUGGUUAAUCCACAUCUACCAUUUGGAGCAGAAACUUUAAAGCUUGCAACCACUAAAACAAGCACCUCGAUACUAACAUUACUGCUGAGGAGAAGUAAGUGUGUAACAUACAAGAACCCGUUGGUAGCAAAACUUGCAGCACAGACACUACUCUCAAUUGCACUAUUUAUGAAUAUUAACUCAACACUACCCUCAGCCAAACAAAAUAAUUAUUAUAAAGAGCAAAAACAGACAAAUCGGGAUGAAAACAAAAAUAAAGAAGAUAAAGAUAAAUAUACAGAAAACUUGUUAGCGAUUCAGUUAUUGAUAGAAUUUGAAGCAUUUGCAAAUGACGAAAAUAAGGAAAAUUUGGAACACUUGUGGCUUCUGUCAGUCCAUUGUUUGUCGAUAAUAUUCUCAAUAGGGCCUCAUGAAAUAUCAAACGAAGCGAUGAAAGGACUAAAUAAAUUGUUGCUGCAACAGCCGUACCCGAAAAGCAAGUCCACACUCACUUCACAAAUUUCAAGAAUUUUCGAUUAUAUACUCUCGCCAAUGGUCACGCUCAACUUCUGUUACCCGUUACCGAAACAAAUACAAUCUAACCUGAGCAAUAAGGAUGAAAAGGAAUUUGAUAAAAAUACUGAUACGAAUGAAAAGAAUAAGACAGGAGAUUACACUAUUUUGGGGCCAUUUAGUACUAACGAAGACGGAGUGGAAAGUUUGUGGAUGAGUGGUGUUAUGAAUGAGUAUUUGAAUAAUUUUGCAUUUAAGGACUUUGACGAUUUGGCAACGAGAAAGGCGACAGCAACAAACCUGAUCUGCCAUGCACUUUUAUCAAAACUUACACAAGUACUGAGUGAACAGUGUGAACCAGUAGAUCCUGAGGUACUCAAGACCUCAGCAAGUAGUCUUGAAUGUCUUUUAUAG